CACCAUCAAACCAAGAGCGUGCAAGCCAGUUCUACCCUUGCUGACGUUCCGUGUACCAUUCCAUACCCAUUGCAGUCUACACAUUCCAUAGAUUAUCCACUGCUAGUCUGAUCCACCAUGGGUUCACUGUCUCCUGUACAGGAUGGCAUCAAGCAGGUGACGCGGAAGGAAUUAUACACCGAUUUCAGUAAACGGAUGGAUUUUCUGCGUUUGUUCCUGGACUUCACAGACGAUGAUAUUAUCGUCUUUAACAAAGGCGCCAAAUUCCUAAAGGCGGCCUUACCAGUACUGACUCACCGUCUAUACGCUAAAAUGCUCGACUUCGACAUAACCGCACGCGCGUUGCGGGUUCGAAGCACUGAAUCAGACGCCCAGGUAGAUGAAUACUUCACUCUGGACGGUCCACAUGUGCAGCGCAGGAAAAUCUUCUGGAAGUGGUAUUUGACCCGAUUGUUUUCCGACCCCAGCCGACUCGAAUAUUGGGAGUACCUGGAUAAGGUUGGAAAGAUGCACACAGGUAAAAUCUUGAUGCACCCACUAAAGAUCGAGUACAUGCAUAUGAACACGUGCCUGGGGUACGUCAAGGAGCUCGCAUACGAAACAAUAUCCGGACAUCCGGAGAUGUCAUAUCCGUUCAAGUUUGCUCUAAUCAGAGCGUUCAACAAAAUCAUGACCAUCCAAAACGACCUCAUCUCGAGGUGUUAUAUCCGCGAAGGUCAGGAGUUUGACCAUCAUUCUCCAAGCCCAGGUGAAGCACCGACCACAGGAGGAGCGCCGCCACACACCGACACUGGUUCGAGUACCGACUCCUGUGUUUCAGACACAAGGUCCACCGCAGAUACCCGAUCGAGUACCGAUUCCCGAUCUAUCCCCGACCCCCAAUCUUACGCGGACAUUCAACCCAACCCGGAUGCGCGGUCAUUACCCGAGACCAGGCCCAAUACUGGUGGUGGGUCAACCGCGGAGACGGGGUCCAUCGCAGAGUCUCGUUCCAAUGUCGACACGUGUUCCAUACCGGAUUCUACCGCAAACAGUGAAACAUCAUCCAUGGCGAAUGAGAGGCAGCUGCAUCCCCGGUGCUUAGUCCCUGGUCUGAGUCAAUCGAGACCCACUUCCUCGAAAGGGUCUGUUCCCAGUCUACGAGAUCGCAGCGCCAGUUUCGAUUUAUCGCGGGUACGAACUGCAAGUGACUCAAUAAGCUCCUACGAUCCGCCGUCCACGGCGGGUAGUAGCCAGCGGCUCGGUCCUAGUUAUGCGGGCACGGCAACCGGGUUCACCUCGCCGUUUACCGUGGACCAGCUGGGGCAAUCGUUCGAGACGAAGAUCUGGUCAGCAAAACCUAAACAAAAGUGGUUCAAAGCGUCUGAAUAGUUGGUAUUGGCUUUCCUUUGAUUCCCCAUGCUUUUAUUUUUGAAUUGUCUUCACAGCCGGGUGGCGUUUCAUGCUUGGCGGAUUAUAUCUAUACCUUUGCGGCUGGUGUGUAUAUAUUUUGAGUCUCAUCUGGAUAAAACAUUACGAAAC
Aspergillus costaricaensis CBS 115574 is the source of this 1521-nucleotide messenger RNA. RefSeq lists its product as uncharacterized. Gene Ontology annotation, molecular function: heme binding; oxygen binding. The transcript has 3 exons. The coding region runs from base 118 to 1371 and encodes 417 amino acids. NCBI's taxonomy places the organism in Eukaryota, Fungi, Ascomycota, Eurotiomycetes, Eurotiales, Aspergillaceae. The record is from RefSeq and is a predicted model, not a curated record.